Ruditapes philippinarum (Manila clam) is the source of this 1663-nucleotide messenger RNA. Its product is annotated as solute carrier family 22 member 4-like. Gene Ontology annotation, molecular function: transmembrane transporter activity. The transcript is spliced from 3 exons. The coding region runs from base 393 to 1409 and encodes 338 amino acids. Gene Ontology annotation, biological process: transmembrane transport. Lineage: Eukaryota; Metazoa; Mollusca; Bivalvia; Venerida; Veneridae. The record is from RefSeq and is a predicted model, not a curated record. Gene Ontology annotation, cellular component: membrane.
GAUGUUUUAAGUCAACAGUUAUGCAGUUGAUGUAUGUGAAAUUUAUAACAAUUUCUAUAUAAUUUGAAAUAUUUGUGUACCAGCAAGAGUUACCUCUCUUUAUUUUCUGCUUUCGUGAAAAUUGGCGCCGCCUAUUAAUUUUCGUCUAUUUCCGUGAUAAUUACAUAUAUGGAAGUUGCAAAAUCGUUUACAAAUGAUAAUCGCGUUAGAAUGUAAAAGGAAAGUGUGGUGUUGUAAACCUGAGUGUGUCAAGUUGAUGCAGAUACAUUCUCAACGUCAUGAUUCUCAUUUCUUUAUAUUUGGUAUUGAUUGUCCGUAGACAUUUUUGAAUUAAUGAUUUGCUGCAUCAAAAAGCAAUACUUUGCUACAAACAUUAUAUUCUACAUGUUAACAUGCAAGUCUAUUUCUUAACUGUAGACAUUAUGGCAGCAGAAUCUUCAGAAGUCUCGACUGUGGAACAAAUAAUAGCUGAUAUUGGCGGAUGUGGUCGUUUUCAGUUAAAAAUGGGCAUAACAGUUCAUGCAUCGAAAUUUCUGAUUAUCUUUAGUACUAUGAGUAUGAUAUUUAUUGCGGCUACUCCACAAUGGUGGUGUGUUAGUGACGUCACACCUUCUAAUAUGACGUCAUGUAUCCUUGGCAGAAAUAACACCUUGUACUGUCAUGAAAAGAAAUGCGAUGUAAACGGAACUAAAUGCAACAGUUUUGUAUUCAGUGGGAGAGAAAGGACCAUGGUUACAGAGUUCGAGCUUUUAUGUGGGCUAGACUAUAUACCUAGCAUGGUCAUGUCGAUGCAGACAUUUGGCAUGCUUGCCGGUGCUCUUGCUGCCGGGCAACUUUCGGAUCUUUUUGGAAGGAAACGACCUUAUUUUGCUGGCCUCCUAUGUCUAAUGAUCUUCAAUUUGAUAGCUUAUUUCUCUGUGAACUGGAUUAUGUUUGCAAUAGCUAGACUCUUCAUAGGGAUAGGCUCUGGAAUGUUUCAAUCAAUACAUUAUUGCUUUAUGUCUGAGUUCACGCUUGCUAGAUGGCGUGUAUGGGUUACAGGAUUUCCAAGUUGGCCUAUUUCGUCAUGCUGUUUUGCAUUGUGUGCAUGGCUGAUACAGGAUUGGCGGUAUAUUCAACUACUAUGCUGCCUCCUUGUUCUACCUUGCCUUCUGACUUGGUUUAUUUUACCAGAAAGUUUUCGAUGGUAUAAAGCUCAAGAUCGUAUUGACGAUGCAUCAAAGAUUAUAGAAGGUGUUUCUAAGGUCAACAAGCGCCCUGUACCGGACAUUUCCAAUCUUGUUGCGAACAAGAAUGCAACUCGGAAAGAAAAGAAGUACACUUUUAUUCAUCUGUUUAAGACAAAAGAACUAGCAAAAACAACACUAUUACUGUCUAUUAACUGGUUUGUAUGGUUUUACAUUUUUUAGUUACAUGAAACGGACUAUAAAUUUAUUAAUUAAGUGCCUUUUAUUUCAUUCAUCGUUUCAAUGUUAAAAUUGUUCUACCUGCAACAAAAGUGAUCUCGAUCUAUAUUGUUGCAUGUCUGUAAUUAUAUAUUUAUCGUCAAAAUUAUCGUUUUGGGUUUUACCAGGAGCCUCUCUUCUGUCUUGCCUUGCAUUAAUCUAAAAGUAUAUGAAGAUGCAAACUUCGGUUACCUCAAAGUAUUGGGCAAGUAUUAUAC